UUAUAAUAGUGCUCAACUUGAUAAUAAUGAUGAACAAGCUGCAACAAUUAGACGUGAACUUGAUGGUAGAAUGAAACAAGCUGAAUCAUUACAAAGACAACGUGGUUUAAUGCCAAAAUUUGUACAUAAAGAAAUGGAUUCAUUAUAUGUUGAUGAAUUAAAAAAAAGUAUUAAUGAUUUAAUGAUUAAUCUUGAAAGUUUACCUGUACGUGGAGGAUCAGAACAAAAAUUAUUAAGAUCAAAACGUAGUACAAGUCAUAAUCGUCAUGGAAGUUCAUCAAAUAAUUCAUCAAAUUUAUAUUCAUCAAAUAAAUCUUUAUAUAAUGAAUCAAAUUUUGAAGAUAAUGAUAGUGGUUUAUCAAAAUUAGCAUUUAUUUUAAAUUUUAAUGUUAAUAUAACAUGUAAAGAAGUACGUGGUUUAAAAUCAAUUCCAACAAAUCGUAUUGUUUAUUGUACUAUGGAA
Messenger RNA from Rotaria sp. Silwood2, 463 nucleotides. NCBI's taxonomy places the organism in Eukaryota, Metazoa, Rotifera, Eurotatoria, Philodinida, Philodinidae. The record is from the annotation of a GenBank genome assembly.